UAUCUUUUGCAAUUUUGCUUAGAAGUCUCAAGGUAGAGGAACGAAGGGUGUACCCGUUUACAAAGAGGCUAGCGACUAGGGUUUAUAAAUCACAAAGGUCUUCGCACUUUCCGGCGUCUGAACCACCGGCGUUUCAUAAAUCACAGCCACUAUGAUGAGAAUAAAGACUCCAAAGCCAGGCCGAAUUAAGCGAGAGCUUGGCAAACGAGCUCCGAAACUUGUCGAAACCGGGAAGAAGACGUUGGUACUUCAUGGUACUAAAACAAGCAGUGUUGUGAAUUCAGUGUUGACGGAGUUCUAUCACUUGAAGAAGGACAAUGCUGUUAAAUUUUCUCGAAAGAAUGAUAACAUUAGACCUUUUGAGAGUGGUGGUGAAACAUCUUUGGAGUUCUUCUCCCUUAAGACGGAUUGCAGCCUUUUUGUGUACGGGUCUCACUCAAAGAAACGUCCCAAUAAUAUUGUUCUCGGGCGAACCUAUGAUCACCACAUUUAUGACCUUGUCGAGGUUGGCAUUGAAAACUUCAAAAGCAUGGAUUCUUUCUCGAACAAAAAGAAACUGGCUCCUCAGGUCGGGUCAAAACCUUUUUUUGCCUUUAUUGGGGAAGCUUUCGAGAGUUCAGACGAGCUGAAACAUUUGAAGGAAGUUCUUCUCGAUCUAUUCCGUGGGGAGGUCGCAACAAACUUCAACCUUGCUGGGGUUGAUCGCGUCUAUGUCUGCAUGGCUUUGUCUCCGAAUAAAAUUUUCUUCUCACAUUGUGCACUUCGUCUCAAGAAGUCGGGAACUUCAGUGCCAAGGAUGGAGCUAGUCGAGGUGGGCCCGUCUAUGGACAUGAUCGUGAGGAGGCAUCGUAAUCCUGAUGAUAGCCUGAGAAGAGAAGCAAUGAAAACAGCGCCAGAACUGACAAAGAAGAAGGAGAAGAAUGUCGUGAAGGAUGCGAUAGCUGGCAAGAUUGGGAAGGUUUAUAUUCCGGAGCAGAAGGUUGGGAGUGUGCCCUUUGCUAACAAAUCAAAGGGGGUGAAGAGGGAGCGCCGAGAAGCUAAGAUGAAAGGUGAGGGCCACAAUCUCUCACAAAAGAAGCAAAAGCAAGAUGAAUCUUGAGAUAUAUACAUUUCGACUUUAAAAGUGGAAUAUCAUUUUGGUUAAUGAGCCCAGCCUUUAUUUUUUAUUUUUUAUUUUUUUUUAUGCUUUGGGUAAUCGGUUAUCAUCUGGUGUUCAUCCGGUAUCA
Molecule: messenger RNA, 1226 nt
Organism: Striga asiatica
Lineage: Eukaryota; Viridiplantae; Streptophyta; Magnoliopsida; Lamiales; Orobanchaceae
Source: the annotation of a GenBank genome assembly